Molecule: messenger RNA, 2856 nt
Organism: Cryptococcus wingfieldii CBS 7118
Lineage: Eukaryota; Fungi; Basidiomycota; Tremellomycetes; Tremellales; Cryptococcaceae
Exons: 4
Coding region: 1-2856 (951 amino acids)
Molecular function (GO): mRNA binding
Source: RefSeq, a predicted model, not a curated record
AUGGCCACACCACCAGAAUCACUCCCGUCACCAUCCCUCUCCUCGUCUUCCCAUUCGCAUCUGGGUUCGCUUUAUCAAUCCACCCGCGCUUCUUCUUCCGCAUCUGGCUCCCAGCCUGCCGCUCAAAGGCACCCCAACUACACCAACGGCGACGGGCAGUACAAUUCCAUGUCCUUCCUUCCGUCCACCGUCUCGCCGCCACCGAACCCUCCCCCGUAUAUCCCUCCGCCACAGCACGCCAUGCCCCCAGACCCUAUACACCUCGCCACUGGCGCGGGAUACACCCAGCCCCAGCCAUGGCCUAAUUGCCCCCCAGGCCCAGCCGGGUGGAGAGCAGCGGCGCCGCCGGCGGGGUAUGGAGGGUAUCGGAGUUCAGUCCCGAAUGGGCGGCAUUUGCCUACCAACCCCGAGUUUCCCGGACAGAGAGGAUUCGCAACGAGGCCUGGCAGCGCGCAUGGUGAGAGUAGGGAACGGAGAAGAGACCGACGGGAUCGGGAUAGGGACGAUGAGCGAGAGAUUGAAGAGGAAGUGAUUAGCACGAUCUUUGUUGUUGGCUUUCCGGAUGACAUGUCGGAACGUGAAUUCCAAAACAUCUUUGCAUUCGCCCCCGGCUUUGAAGCAGCUACCCUCAAAUUCCCCUCUGGCUCCGCCCGACGUGAACCUGCCGCCGCCGCUCUUCUCGCCGAGCUCACGCAGCUCGCGGCGCAUCAGAACGCUCAAGCAGCUGCUGGCAGUGGCGAGUACAACGAGUACCUUGCGGCACAGCUGGAAGAAGAGAUUUCGUCUCUGACUUUGGCGACUGCUUCGACAUCACAAUCGACGACUCCUUCCGCGCCCAUGUCCCUCACCCCCUCCGUCCCUUCAAACCCUACCCUCGGUCCCAACCCCCAUCCCACGCGACGCCAGACCAUCGGCUUUGCCCGGUUCAAAUCCCGCCUCGACGCUCUUGCUGCCAAAGACCACCUCCAAGGCAAGAAGAUUGAUGCGCUCACGGGGGCAGUGUUGAAGGCGGAGAUGGCAAAGAAGAAUCUGCAUACGAAAAAGACGACGAGUGGGGAAGAGCUUGUGGGGAUGUUGUUGAGAGGCAAGCUUGGAGGGUUGCUCGGAUCUGGGGCGGGACAAGGGCAGCCGCCGGGUAUCGCUGUGCCGACGGCGAGGGAAGCUUGGGAUUCGUGGUCGUCUCUUUCCGAUAAAGAACCCCGUAACCGGCCCGAUGACAUCCCUCCCCCAUCGCACGCACCGCAACCUUCCUUCUCAUCCCAAACGACAUUCGUACCGUCUUCCCUGCCUUCUGCGAACCCGACGUCGCCGACGCUGGAUGCAAAGUCGCCGACGCAGGGGCAGUACCCGGGGCAUGGGGGCGAUUCGAAGGCGUUGUUGGCGUUGGCGGAAAAGGCGGAUGAGUUGGAGGGGUGGAAUAUCCAUGGUGCUGCUGGCUUGUCUCUUGACCCUUAUUCGUCCAUCUCCCCUCCUCAACCCGCGCAGGCACAGGGGCAGCAGAGUCAGAGUCAGACGCAAGGAAGGUCACUGGGAAGUACGGGGAGUCAGGGGCCGCAAGGAUAUGGGUUGGGCGUUAUGGGCCCGGGCUUUGGGGGUGGGAGAGAGUAUGAGGAAGGUGUUGGGAGGGAUGGGCUUGGUGGGCAGGGGUUGAGUGGGCGGGGGGUGAAUGGGGCGAACCCGGCGGAUCAGAAUCCUCCGAUCAAUACGCUCUAUGUUGGCAACCUUCCUGCCGUCUCGCCUCCCACCCACCCACCUGGAUUCCUCGAAGAGUCGCUUCGCGCGCUGUUUAGCAGAUGUGCAGGGUUCAAGAGGAUGUCGUAUAGGCAGAAGAUCAAUGGGCCGAUGUGUUUUGUCGAGUUUGAGGAAGUGGGGUAUGCGUCGCAGGCUAUCAAAGAUCUCUAUGGACACAACCUUGGCGGACUUGUCAAGGGCGGCAUCCGACUUUCAUACUCGAAAAACUCGCUCGGCCAACGCGGCAACAACCACCCCCCUCAACUGAACACCUCUCUCUACUCUGGUAUCCCACACAACGUCCCCAUCCCCGGUCUCGGCAUGACCUCCCCUUCCUCAGCUUCUAUCGCCCUCCCGAACGGCUCUGCGUCGGCGGGACCGAUGCCGUAUGGGCUGCAGCAUCAGCAGGCGAGUUUGAGUUUGAGAGACAGGGAGAGGGAGAGGGGAGGGGAGCCUAGUACGGCGCCGUUGGCGGAUUUGAGGAGGGAGUCGGCGCCUGCUUCGCAUGGGCAUUCGAACGCUCAUUUCUCGCCGCUGUCUGGGACGUCGCUUUCCCCCACUGCGCAGCCGUUCAACAUUGCCCUCCCCCCCACAUCCCCUCGUAAUCAUUAUAUCACCUCGCCCAUCCCGCACCGUAUCUCGCCCACCGAAUCGGCUUCGUCGUCGUACAACUCCAACCCCACUCCUUCUGGCUCAAAUUCGAAUUCCAACUCGGCAUCGCACUCUGCUAGUGGGGUACCGAUUCCAUCGACGAGGUCGUCGGGCUCUGCGUUCCAGCCGUUUGGGGGGGCGGGGAGUAGUGGGAGUACGAGUGGGUUUUCGCCAGUUUCGUCGCCGAUCCGUACGCCGGGGAGUUUCCAAUGGCUCUCUACGUCUGCCAACGCUACGUCCUCCAAUGUCAGUUCCGGCCUUGGCUCCGGCCUGGGCUCGGGGCUAGGAGCAGUAGGCAGUCUGGGUGUUGGGAGCCUCGGGAACCUCGGGGUGGGCAGUUUAGGAGGGGGCGGGCUGGGGAGUGGGAGUUUGGGAGGUGGGGGGUAUGGGGGGUUUGAUUUUGGGGGGAAUGCGCCGGUGGGGAGUUUGAAUGGGGCUGCUAGUGCUUGGGGGGCGUCUGAGAGGCGCGACUAG